UAAAAUUCCUUUUCCGAGUCCCGAGGGUAUCCGCUCGUUCGGGUUCGGGUAUCUUGUUAUAUUCAGCGAACGGCAUUGCACUGGUUGGUGUACCUAUCGUUUUUUGCCAGCCACCCACAAGGGAUCACGUUCACGCGAAUUCUGUUUACCGGCGCGGAGUAAUAGACUCGAUUAAAUAAAACUGAUCCGCCUGUUCGUCGCCGACCCGUUUUUCGUGUCAUAAAAUACGUAGUCAUGGGCGUGGAUGUGGAAGUUCUUUCUCCCGGAGACGGUCAGACGUAUCCGAAAACCGGACAGACCGUAGUCGUUCAUUACACAGGGACUCUCGAUAAUGGGAAGAAAUUCGACUCCAGCAGGGACCGCGGAGUGCCAUUUAAAUUCAAAAUAGGUAAAGGAGAAGUUAUUAAAGGUUGGGACCAAGGAGUUGCUCAAAUGUGUGUAGGAGAACGUGCUAGGUUAACUUGUUCACCAGACUUUGCCUACGGUAGCCGAGGACAUCCAGGAGUAUAUCCUUUAAUGCAUAAAUAAUUUCAAAAUUAUACAUAUUACAUACAGUGAUUUUUAUUAAUAUUCAGGCGUGCUUCAAAAUUGUAAGGUUUCACAGAAAAUUAAUCCUUUGCACUGGAAAGCCUUUUGCGCUCGGG
Molecule: messenger RNA, 644 nt
Organism: Ceratina calcarata
Lineage: Eukaryota; Metazoa; Arthropoda; Insecta; Hymenoptera; Apidae
Product: 12 kDa FK506-binding protein-like
Exons: 3
Coding region: 235-528 (97 amino acids)
Biological process (GO): protein peptidyl-prolyl isomerization
Cellular component (GO): sarcoplasmic reticulum membrane; cytoplasm
Molecular function (GO): peptidyl-prolyl cis-trans isomerase activity
Source: RefSeq, a predicted model, not a curated record